Molecule: messenger RNA, 933 nt
Organism: Cladophialophora psammophila CBS 110553
Lineage: Eukaryota; Fungi; Ascomycota; Eurotiomycetes; Chaetothyriales; Herpotrichiellaceae
Exons: 1
Coding region: 1-933 (310 amino acids)
Source: RefSeq, a predicted model, not a curated record
AUGCCAACAAUCCUCACUCCGCAAGGAUGGGUCAAAGUUGCGCCCCCUCCGCCUCGUAAACGGCCAGUAAACCGCGAUCCCACUGCCGCUUUUCGGGGACCGUUGGCAUACUUGGCUUGUCAACGGAGCAAAUCCCCCAAUAUCAAUGUCGGCGGCGGAGGGAAUGUCAAAGGCAGGGCUCAGUUCCCGUAUGACCUGAGUGCAAGUCCCGAAAAUUUGAGACGACAAGGCGAGGCAUAUGCAAAUGCAAAUGCAAGGGCAGCAGACAGGAGUUUCUCCUCCUCCCCGGUCAUGCACGGGGCUCUUCACCCGAGCGACGACGAAGACGUGGACGAAGUUCCCGAACCAAAGACCCAUGUGCCUCCUCCUCCUCCACCACCACCACCGGCCGAGCCAGCAGAACAGUCAAAGCACAAGUCCAAGUCAUCCAAGUCAAGAUCAAGAUCCUCUCGACACCACCAUCACCAUGAUGACGACAGCCACUCCUCCGUCAGCUCUAGCUCGCGCCCCAGCUCGCACUCAAGCUCCACCUCCAGCAGUUCCAGUUCCAGCUCAAGCUCCUCCAGGUCCAGCAGGUCCAGCGCCGCGUCCAGCGUGUCCAGCGUGUCCAGCGCGCCUUCAAUCAAGUCGUACCACAGACCAGCACCUCCGGCGUUCGAAGCCAGGCGUCCUCCGCCGCCCGUGCCGGCCGCACCGAGAGUGCACUACUAUCCCAUGCCAAUGCCCCGGUACGAUCACUACGCGGCGCCACCCCCAAUGCCGCCGAUGUCGCCCAUGCCCAUGCCGAUGUCGAUGCACAUGCCCCUGUCUCUCCCGAUGGCACCACCAAGCAACACAGGUGCGGGUGCGAAUUCCAAAGCCGGUGCGAAUGGGCAUGCGAGGAGCAUGUCCUACAACUGGUACAAUGCCACCACGCCAUUGAACCUAGGUUGA